Molecule: messenger RNA, 5515 nt
Organism: Ahaetulla prasina
Lineage: Eukaryota; Metazoa; Chordata; Lepidosauria; Squamata; Colubridae
Gene: FDXR
Product: ferredoxin reductase
Exons: 12
Coding region: 58-1542 (494 amino acids)
Biological process (GO): ubiquinone biosynthetic process
Cellular component (GO): mitochondrion
Source: RefSeq, a predicted model, not a curated record
GCCGGGUAAAGUGGCGGGGUAAGCGCUGUGGUUUGACGCUGUCACGCCGCUCACACGAUGAGCCGUACCGGGGGUAUCCUCGGCUGCGGCCGGCGUCUUUCUGCGCUCGGGAUCUUGCCGCCCAAGGGUCCUCUAGCUGGUAUCAAGCGGCUUCUUUCCACAGCGGAGUUCAGACCUAGAAUAUGUAUUGUAGGCAGUGGACCAGCUGGAUUCUACACAGCACAACAUCUCCUUAAGCAUCACAAACAGACUCAGGUGGAUAUUUAUGAGAAGUUGCCAGUUCCGUUUGGCUUGGUUCGUUUUGGAGUGGCUCCUGAUCACCCAGAAGUCAAGAAUGUGAUCAACACAUUUACCCAGACAGCCCAUUCUGACCGCUGCUCUUUUUCUGGGAAUGUGACUGUGGGGAAGGAUGUCACUGUGGAGGAGCUACAGAAGGCUUAUCACGCGGUGGUCUUGUGUUAUGGCGCUGAGGACAAUCGGACGCUUGGAAUUCCUGGGGAGGACCUUGAAGGCGUCUACACAGCGAGAACUUUUGUAGGAUGGUACAAUGGCUUGCCGGAGAACAGAAAUCUGAAGCCAGACUUGAACAGUGAGACAGCAGUCAUCCUAGGUCAUGGGAAUGUGGCGCUGGACAUUGCACGGAUUCUCCUAUCGCCUCUUGAAAUUCUUCGGAAAACUGACAUCACUGAAGAGUCCUUCUCAGCCUUGGCCAGCAGUAAAAUCAGACGGGUGUAUCUUAUUGGCAGAAGGGGUCCCCUCCAGGUGGCUUUCACCAUAAAGGAACUGCGGGAAAUGAUCAACCUACCCAGCGUUAGACCUUUCCUGGAUCCUGCAGAUUUCAGAGAUCUUGGGGAUGCCAUUAAAGACAUCCCAAGACCAAAGAAACGCCUGACUGAGCUGAUGACCAAAACAGCUCUGGAAGAACCACCUGAGGAAGUGGGUGGCCGCUGGGCUUCAGCAUCCAAAGAGUGGAGAUUGAAGUUUCUGCGCAGUCCACUGGAAGUGUUACCUACCAUGGAUGGAAAGAGAGCAAGAGCGAUCCAGUUAGCUGUCAACAGGUUGGAAGGGGCAGGAGAUGCUGUGAAAGCAGUUCCUACUGGAGAAAUCGAGGAACUAAGGUCUGGCCUGAUUUUUAGCAGCAUUGGAUACAAAAGCCUUCCAAUAGAUCCUGCAGUACCCUUUGACAACAAGCGAGGUGUUAUUCCCAACAAUUCGGGCAGAGUUCUUGGGGCACCAGGGCUCUAUUGCAGUGGCUGGGUAAAGAGGGGACCCACAGGUGUAAUCAUCACAACUAUGAAUGACAGCUUUGACACAGCCCAGUCUGUGCUAGAAGACCUGCAGUCUGGUGCCUUGCAACUCUCCAGUGACAAGGAAGGCUUUGAUUUAGUGAGCCACAUCCUUCAAUCCCGAGGGGUCCAGCCUGUUUCCUUUUCUGAUUGGGAGAAGAUUGAUGCUGUUGAAGUGGCAAGAGGCAAAUUGGCCGGAAAGACUCGGGAGAAAAUAGUCGAUCAGGAGGAAAUGCUAGAAUUGAUUGGACAAUGAGACCGGACUUGCCCAAGAUUAUCAACCUAAUACUCCUACACAAUUCAAAGGUUGCAACAGAUUGUGCAGUUCCCUUGUACUGCUGUACAGAUAUACCACUAACAAUAUCUGUUGGUUUUGAAUGUCUACAUUGGUUGUGGGUACCAAAAGCUUGUUGCUGUCCCAAGCGAUGGAUUUCAUCUAUAGUCUGGUGCAUCCAUUGUGUUUUUUGAACUGGGGAGCCCUUUGUUACUCUGAAAAUGCUCUAAACAGGAGCAGUUCUCUCUUUAGCUUGAUCCCUGUAGAAAAGGGGAGGAGGAGCAGACAAAGUCUUUCAGAGUUUCAAUUUCAGAGAUUUAUCAACUGGUGUAAGUGCCUUAUCUGCCUUUGCAAAGAUUUGAGGUUUGUUUUGUAGGCUAGAGUGGGGAUUGAGAGUGGUGGUCCUGUUUUGUUUUAUUCCAAUCGCAACUCCACAUAUACAAACCAGUUGAAGAAACUUGGACAUGAUUUCCACCACGAUUUCUCUUGUCACUGUAUUUCUACUGGAUUUUUGUCAUUAGAUCUGAUGCCAUGACAGCCUUCAUUCAUAGAAGAGUCACAAUUAAAUUCACAUAGCAUUCCACAUCAGUUUGUCAGCCUUACAAAUGCUUGAAGUAAAUUAAAUAAAUGAAUACAAUUUAUAGGUUGCUUUGAACAUUCUGGAUGUAAAGGUAAAAAUCAGUGUUACUCUAGAGGAAAGGAGAUAAAUUUGGAUUUAGUAAUCAUGAGGAUAAGUCAGAGAGGAAAGGCAAUAUCAGUCACUUUUCUUAUUAGCUCUGGAAUUCUUUCCUGCUCACAUUCUGACUUUGCUGUCCAAUUGUGUAUUGUAUGAUCAUUUUUAAAAAUAAAGCUCUUUCUCAAACGGUGAACCUGGGUCAGCAGUCUAGACUUCAGUUUGUUGCCAAUCAUGAAUCUUUUAGUCACAACAUAUGCUGUUUAUUCUACUGCUCUUGCAAUUUAAGGAGAUAGAAAAUGCAGAGCUGGGCUUCACACAGUUGACUGAUUCUUGCCCGAUUCCUGUGCACACUAAGUGCUGGGAAAUUAAAGAAAUAGCUUCUUUUUUCUAGAAGUUCAAACUGAAGUCGGGUUACUGUUAACAGAUAAAGUAGCAUACAUGUGUAUGUAAUAAGCUCAUUCCUAAGAAAUAGCAUAAGAGAAACUUUGAUAAACUAUAACUGAGCCAACUAGUCCAUUCCGCUACUGCAAUUAUGAAUGUAAAAGUUGUAAAAGUUUUGGAAUGUAAUUGAAGAGAGUAUGGUUUCACAUCUUUCCCCACUUCUUAUUUUUCUAAAAAAUGGUUCCACAUCAAGAAGCAACCAUUUCCAUCCAUUCUAGUUCAGCUGCUUCUAAAUUGCCGCUAUUAGGACAUGGCAGGAUAUUUUUUAUUUAUUCAUAUUGGAAAUUCAAUUUGAAGUUUGAGGUUAAUGCUCAUGUUGGAAGCAGUAUCGAAGAACAGAAAGGCAGUCUUUUGGGCCUCCAACUUUGCACAUUUGAGAUAGUUGAAUAUCAUAUAAAUCCACUCAAUGGACUUAAAACCUUUGAAUUGCCCUUAUAUUACUAGUUGGGGCCCUCUGGCCAUCAGAAAACCUGGGUGUCCUCUCUUUCCAGGAUAAAAUUCCUAUGGUCCAACAACUUCCUUGUCCUGAAUGUUCAUUAGGUGGCGCCAUGAGGCCACACUAUUACUUACAGCCAGCAAGAAACUUAGAUGGAUUCUAAAAAGUUUGUGGGAAUUUCUGAAGUUUACUUAAAAGUCUGCCUUCCUGCAACCUGAUGUCCUCCAGAUGUCUUGGGCUUCUAACUUCUAUAAUCUCUUGUUAGUAUGAUUUUUGGAACCAGGAAGGCACAAGUUUUGAGGCUGCUUGACCCACUAUAUACUUUUGAAAAAUCCAGCAAAGUUUGGUCUUCAAGCUGCUUUCUGAUUACAAUUCCUGAUACUGGACUGAGGAUUCUGCUUUCCUUAUCCAUUGCCAUAUUGAUGGUGCUUCUAGCUUCCUGAAGAAAUGAUAGUGUAACAAAUUGAAAAAACAGAGGUAAGGAAGAUGAGCAUGGGUCUUGAGGGAUUAAUAUUGGACAUUUCUCCAUUUGAAAUUUACAGCAGAACCAUAUUGUCCUGAUGACCUCCAUCUUCCUCCUUGGUUAUAUGACUCUCAUUUCAUUCUCUUCUUCUUAAACAACUUAAGUUACCAUUUUGUGUACUGAAAUAUAAAUAGCCUCUCCCUCCUCAAUUUUACAUUGUUCCCUGCACACUUCAAGAUGUCAACAAAAAAAAAGUAAUGUUUUGUCAACCAUGAUUUUGAAGAGAAGGCUAGGUGACCUUUUGUAAGUAUGUUCAGGGCUGUACUUCAGAAAGCGCAGAUGCUUCAUGGCCCUUUGGGUCAUUGACCAGGUGGCACUGCAGUAAUUUCUCUUCCAAUUGCUCUUUCCUAUAACAUUUUGUUUCUUCGGUUCCUUUCAUCCCUUUACCAUUCCCUUCCUCUUGUCUGUUCCUCCUUCCUUCUGCCCUGGCUGUCUCCCUGGGUAUGUCUUAAUUGAAGAGUCUAAAUCAAAACCUGAUAUGUUGCAUAGUUAAUUUUAGAAUUUUUGAAAUACUCACACUUAUCAUUUGGAGCUGUCUUUCCAUAUGGGUCUUUAUUUCAUAUUAUUUUGAAAAAUUGAAAUGGGAGUGAGAUGAAGACAAGCAAACUGAGCUACGGAGGCCCAGACAAAGUCUCCAAAUUCCAGAACAGUACAAUAAGCUCAGACUCACCCCCAUUCAUUCUGCAAACGAUGCAUAUUUACCCGCUGGCAGAUGAUGCGUUGACGGGGAUGACAGUAAAACCAGAGGAUAAAGCUGAUCAUCCUGCCUGUAGCAAUGUGUAAAUCCCCCAAAUCGGAAUUAUAUAAUUUCAUAGAGAAUCACAAAUGAUGUCACUCGGGCAAGAUAGGAUUGAGGUUCUGCAUAGCCAAGUUUAGGAUGAGAUGUUUUGCUGCCAAUGCAAGGAAGGCUCGAUAAAAUUUUAACACAGUAGGAAGGAAAGGUUGCCUUUGAAUUGGGAAGCUUCUUGAGCUUGUUCUGGAUGCAUAAUAGCCAUGAAAGCAAUGGUUUCUACUGUGCUAAAAUCUGGGUAUUUCAAAUCUUGGUUGAUUUAUUUACGUAUUAAAAAGCAGUAAUAUUAAUCGACACAAGCAUAUCUUGAUGGGUCAAUGUGGACCACUUAGCUGUGGCUGCUUCUGAGAAAUUUGAGGUGCUUUCAUCUCUGAUGGAAUAAGUUCAAAACUAAACCCACAUUGUAUUCGUUUCAAAAACUAAAUAAUAUUUCCAAAGUUGAUAUUAAUGACAUUAUAGAUUAUGGCCUAAAGAAGUGGAAUUUCCAAUAAUGGGAUAUCAAUAGUUUCACGUCUUAAAAAUGUUAAACCAAUUUCAUUGGAAUUAAGAUUAAAAUUGUUUCAUCAAAUUCAUUCUCUUCUGGGUACCCCAAAGAAUGUAUUUGAAAAGAUGCAUGUCAGAUUUUCUUGGUUGACAGUGUAAAAAAAUUGAGGGGCCUCACAUAAUUUGGUCUUGUAAGCAACUGAUAUCUUUCUGGAAUAGUAUUAUUGUAAGUAGAUUUGUAAUAUUAAAUAUGUUAAUAUAAUGUUAAACUAUGUCCCUAAUCUCUGGAAUUUGACUAUUCAUUAAUAAUGGCUGUAUUGGAGAGAUAAUUCUUUUGAGGAAUUGGAAAAAUAGUCUUUAUUCCUGAAAUUAAAGAUUGGAUUUAAAAUAUUUUAUCUGUUUUGGAAAAGCAAUUUUAACUACUGAUAAAAAAUAAUGCAAUAUGUUUCCUUUUGGCAUAGGGUAUUAUUUGUUUUCUUUAAUCUAGAAUUUUUAAAAUGUGGUUUAGUAUUUGACGGAUAUGUGAUAUGUUUAGAUAAUCCUUUCUUUUUUCUAUUUCUGUGUACCUUUUUGUAAACCUUGUUACGAUUAAAAAAAAAACCUUAU